AUGGCCUCCCUAUUGCCAGCCGCAAGUGCAACGUCGGGUGCAGCGGAUGGUGCUGGUGGCAAACAGCAAACUCAGUCGCCACAAUCGCUGUCAUCGUGUUCGCCGAGAAAUGUAGCCUCCCCGAGCGCGAAUGCCGGUGGUCAGACAGCCGCGAGCAGCACGACGGUGGCGAUGAACAACCCAACCGCCGUCAAACUGGGCGUUAUGGAUGUCCCGAGGGCGCUCCAGGACGGCGAGAAGUUUAUCAAAUGGGAUGAGGACUCGUGCAACGGUACACCGGUGACGCUGCGGGUCGAUGUCAAGGGCUUUUUUCUGUACUGGGUGGAUCAGAACCACGAGAUGGACAUGCUGGACAUUGCCACCAUUCGCGACGUUCGGACCGGGCAGUACGCCAAGAAGCCGAGGGAUAUAAAGCUACGACAAAUCGUGACCAUGGGUUCGCAGGAUACGCUCGAGGAGAAAACGGUCACCGUGUGUUACGGGGCCGACUUUGUGAACGUCAACUUUAUCAACUUUUGCUGUACGCGCAAGGAAAUUGCUCGGCUAUGGUGCGACGAGCUGAUCCGGAUGGCGUACAACUUGACCCAGCUGAACGGUCCGGCGAUCAUGUUUCUCCAGAAGGCAUACACCAAACUUUGCCUGCAGGUUGACAAGACUGGCAAGAUCCCGGUGAAGAACAUCAUCAAAACGUUCGCCACGAACAAGGACGACCGGAGGCGCGUCGAGAAGGCGCUGGAUGUGUCGGGGUUGCCGUCCGGGAAAGGCGAUACCCUCGCACUGGCCAAGUUUCAGUUCGAGGACUUUUUUAAUCUGUACAAAAACCUUUCCCAAAGAACUGAGGUGGAGAAAGUGUACGAUGAGCUUGUCGGAACCUCGAAGCGGCGACUAAUGUCAACGUCUCAGCUAGUCGACUUCCUGAACAAAACUCAGCGGGAUCCACGGCUAAACGAGAUCCUGCACCCGUACGCCAACACGGCCCGAGCCCGUGAUCUCAUCCAGGAGUACGAACCGAACAAGUUUAACGCCCAAAAGGGACAGCUAAGCUUCGACGGUUUCCUAAGGUAUCUGAUGUCGGAGGAUAAUCCCAUCAUGGCGGCAAGUAAGCUAGACCUAUCCGACGAUAUGGAUCAACCGAUGGCGCACUACUUCAUCAACUCAUCCCACAACACCUACCUGACCGGGCAUCAGCUAACCGGCAAAAGUUCGGUCGAAAUCUAUCGUCAAAGUUUGCUGGCCGGUUGUCGGUGUGUGGAGCUCGAUUUCUGGAACGGACGUACUGAGGAGCCGGUGAUCGUACACGGCUACACCUUCGUACCGGAGAUCUGCGCCAAGGACGUGCUGGAAGCGAUAGCGGAAACCGCCUUCAAAACGUCCGAAUUUCCUGUGAUACUGAGCUUUGAGAAUCAUUGUAAUCCGCGGCAACAGGCCAAGAUAGCAAACUACUGUCGGGAGAUAUUCGGUGACAUGCUUCUCGACCGACCACUCGAUUCGCAUCCGCUCGAAUCGAACGUCGAACUUCCACCGCCGGCACUACUCAAGAGAAAGAUUAUAAUUAAAAACAAGAAAAAACAUCAUCACCAUCACCAUCAUCAUCAUAAAAAGGCCACCGUCGUGUCGAGCCCGCAGCAGCAACAGCUACCCCCGGCCGGUGGUACGGUUGGCAACAAUGUCAGCAAUAAUAGUAUCGCAGCUAAUGCACAUGCCACAACAGUUAACAACAGCAGUGCCACCAGUACCACCGUCGCCGCCACCAUCAACUCACCCACCGGGGUCAUGCCGGCCGUCAACAAUAACAGUACAAACGCAGCAAACGCAAGCUUACAGCAGUCGCAGCAAGAUGAAUCUAAUGGCAACGUCACCGGCACCAGCAACCCGGUCCCCGUCAGCAACAACAAUGGUACGGCAGCGGCACCACUAGCAGCACAGCAACAGCAAGCAACCGGAAACGGGGAACUACCGCACCAUGCACCACCACUCCAGCAAAUUCGCCAAAGCUCAAAGGAAAGCACCGGCUCGUCGGAUACGGAUAGUUCGAGCGAUGACGAAUCCAUGCCGGGUACGGCGGUCGGUCCGAUCGGUGCGAACGAGGCAGACAAGGUGCCCCAAACCAAAGAGACUGAAGCGGGCGCGGAAAUAUCCGCCCUCGUCAACUACGUACAGCCGGUGCACUUCAGUAGCUUCGAAAAUUCGGAAAAAAAGGCACGCUUUUACGAGAUGUCUUCGUUUGAUGAGAAGCAGGCGACCACGCUGCUCAAGGAGCGUCCCAUCGAGUUCGUCAACUACAACAAGCAUCAGCUAUCGCGCGUCUAUCCCGCCGGUACACGCUUCGACAGUUCCAAUUUUAUGCCUCAGCUCUUCUGGAACGCUGGUUGCCAGCUUGUGGCAUUAAACUACCAAACGCUUGACCUAGCGAUGCAGCUAAAUCUUGGCAUUUUCGAGUACAACCACCGGUGUGGGUACAUACUGAAACCAGAAUUUAUGCGUCGCAAGGAUCGUCGAUUGGACCCGUUUGCCGAGAGUACGGUGGACGGUAUCAUAGCGGGUACGGUAAUGGUGACGGUAAUAUCGGGUCAGUUUCUCACCGACAAGAAGGUGGGCACGUACGUGGAGGUGGACAUGUUUGGGUUACCGGCCGAUACGGUGCGUAAAAAAUUUCGCACCAAAAUCGUACGCGACAACGGCAUCAACCCGGUGUACGACGAGGAACCGUUCGUGUUCAAGAAGGUCGUGUUGCCAGAGCUUGCCAGCAUACGGAUAGCGGCGUACGAGGAGGGUGGCAAGCUGAUUGGCCAUCGGGUGCUGCCGGUGAUAGGGCUGUGCCCGGGUUAUCGACAUUUGACGCUGCGGACUGAGGUCGGGCAACCGAUACCGCUGGCCACACUCUUCCUGUGCAUUGUGGUGAAGGACUACGUACCGGAUGGGCUGUCCGAUUUUGCCGAAGCACUUGCUAAUCCGAUCAAGUACCAGAGUGAGCAGGAAAAGCGCUCGAAGCAGCUUGCCGUACUGCAGGAAGACAUGGAACCGACGGAGGAGGACUCAUUUGUCGUUGUAUCCUUAGGUACGAACAAAAAGGGUGACACGUUGAAGUCGAGUGAAAACAACACCACCAGCAGUCCGGCGAGGCAACGUUCCGUGGCUGGAAAUCAAUCGUCGCAAGGAGCGGGCGGCACGAUUGGAACGGCGGAGAGUGACGCUGAGCGAGAGCCACCCCUGGAAGCAAUUACCAAGAUGGUGGCUCUGCCAGUAGCACAAUCAUCAUCCGUUGACCAUCCUAGCAUUCCUGCGUCAAAGCAAUCAACGGCCAGAGAGCCGACGGUUGGUCCCAUCAUAACAACGACGACCAACACAUCCAGCGCGGGUGUCGGUGAUUCAGCAAACCAUCCCGAGGGUGGCAAAAUCGUAGCCGAUCCGUUGGAGAAAAUCUUCGAAGACAAGCAGAUCCGCAAAAAGCGUGAGGCGUUGGAGAAGGAACUGAAGGCACUGAAGAAGAGUCACGAUAAGGAGAAGCUUAAGAUACACGCGGCACAGAAGAGUACCGACCUGGGUGGCGAUGCCCCGGUGAAGAAGUCCAAGUUUGGCAUGGGCAACAAGCUGGUGAAGCGUUUCAGUAGCAAAAAUAUGGCGGAUAUGAACGUGAAGGUACCACCGUGUGCGUCUGCGUCGGAUGCGGAUGUGACGGGUGAUGCGCAGUCGGAGCGGUUGCGACAGAUCUGUCGCGAUCAUGCUGGCAGCUAUCGCGAGGUGCUGGAAAAGUAUCACGAGAUCAUCUACACGAUGGCGGAAGAUUUGUUGCGCCAGUCACAGGAUGCUCAGAUGAAGCAGUUGAAGACGCAACUGGAGCGGGAAACGAGCGAGGUGAUGCGACAACUACAAUUGUCGCGCAAAAGUGAAGUUAAGCAGCUGGCAAUGGUGCACAAAGAUAAGGAUGAACUGGAGAGAAUGAAGCGCGAGGUGGACUCUACUCUGGUGGAGAAAGGCGUCACCGAGCGCGUCAGGCUGACGGCCACCUACGAACGCAAGCGAGACGAGCUCCAGCGACAGCACGAUGCAGUAAAGCAAGGAUUAGAAGAACACAAACUUAAGGCACGGUCGAUGCUGGAGAGGGAGGCAGAAUCGCAUGCCUUCAUUUCGGACACAUUCCUAGCGCAUUUGAACACCAGCAACAGCACGACCAGCUGUUCGUCGGUCGGCGCCACCACCAACCAUCCACCGACGACGUCCGUAUCGAGCGGAAACAUUUGCGGUGCCACCGGUACCACCCACGAGAACAACGUUAACAAUGCUCACGCAUAA
Anopheles marshallii is the source of this 4293-nucleotide messenger RNA. It is a transcript of the gene Plc21C, whose product is annotated as 1-phosphatidylinositol 4,5-bisphosphate phosphodiesterase classes I and II. Lineage: Eukaryota; Metazoa; Arthropoda; Insecta; Diptera; Culicidae. The record is from RefSeq and is a predicted model, not a curated record. Gene Ontology annotation, biological process: lipid metabolic process; phosphatidylinositol-mediated signaling. Gene Ontology annotation, molecular function: calcium ion binding; phosphatidylinositol-4,5-bisphosphate phospholipase C activity. The coding region runs from base 1 to 4293 and encodes 1430 amino acids. The transcript is spliced from 18 exons.